AUGUCUGAUGUUCGUGCACGGAGACCAGAGUCGGCCUCUGGCCUGACGAACGGUGUUGGCAAACUCCCUCGAAAGGAUAAAGGUGCAGAACAGCGCCUGAAGCAUGGGAUUCCUAUGCAGGUGCUUCGUUCUCUGCUCCUGGCCAUCUGGUUCUUUGGUUGCUGUGUGAUCAUCUUCACCACUCAGUUGAUUGGAUCUCCGCUGUACUUCAUCAGCAAAGACUAUUACUACGCCUAUAUGGCCUUGACGAAGCAGGCUUUUGGAGUCCUCAUCACUACCGUCACCCAAUGGGGCGCUCCAACUCUGGUCCGAGUCAGCGGAGACGAGUCUGUGCGGGGCCAACUUCAGCUGACCGAUGAUGGGCGGUUGAAAACCGAGUUUCCAGAUCGCCUGGUGUUCAUCGCGAACCAUCAGGUAUAUACCGACUGGCUGUAUCUCUGGUGGGUCAGCUAUACGGCUCGGAUGCAUGGUCAUAUAUACAUCGUCCUAAAGGAGACCUUGAAGUACAUCCCAAUCAUUGGUCAGGGGAUGAUGUUCUACGGCUUCAUCUUCAUGGCCCGCAAGUGGCAGUUGGACAAGCCUCGAUUACAGCAUCGUCUGGAGAAGCUCAAGACUCAGCAUUCGGGUCCGAUGUCGGGAUCGCAGUCCCUGGAUCCGAUGUGGCUCUUGAUCUUCCCUGAAGGGACAAACCUGUCCACAAACACCAAGAAAGUCAGCGACAAUUAUGGUGAAAAGGCAGGCAUCCAGCCCCUCAGACACAUGCUCAUUCCUAGGACCACGGGCCUGUUUUUCUGUCUGCAGCAGCUCAAGGGCACUGUCGAUUGGGUGUACGAUUGCACGGUUGCCUAUGAAGGGCCUCCGAAGGGUUGCUAUCCCGAUCAGUACUUUACGCUGCGCUCAACCUAUGGACAAGGUCGACCUCCCAAGUCGGUGAACAUGUACUGGAGACGGUUUGCCGUGUCCGAUAUCCCAUUGGAUGACCAGAAGGACUUCGAAGCGUGGCUCUUGGCACGCUGGAGAGAGAAGGAUGAGCUCCUCGAGGAGUUCUUUGAGACCGGACGGUUCCCUUCGGAUUUGGGUUCUUCGAUUUCCCCCAAGGGCACGCUCGACCAGCAGUCGGAAGCCGCUGACGGAUACGUCGAGACGGACAUCAGGCUGGCGCACUGGUCUGAAAUUGGGCAAAUUUUUGCAGUCCUGGCAGGGGUUGCACUGGUCCUGAGGUUUUUCUGGAGUUCCUGA
Messenger RNA from Rasamsonia emersonii CBS 393.64, 1239 nucleotides. RefSeq names its product Acyltransferase. The transcript has 2 exons. NCBI's taxonomy places the organism in Eukaryota, Fungi, Ascomycota, Eurotiomycetes, Eurotiales, Trichocomaceae. Gene Ontology annotation, cellular component: endomembrane system. Bases 1 to 1239 code for a protein of 412 amino acids. The record is from RefSeq and is a predicted model, not a curated record. Gene Ontology annotation, molecular function: acyltransferase activity.